Molecule: messenger RNA, 2048 nt
Organism: Carcharodon carcharias (great white shark)
Lineage: Eukaryota; Metazoa; Chordata; Chondrichthyes; Lamniformes; Lamnidae
Product: holocytochrome c-type synthase
Exons: 7
Coding region: 119-946 (275 amino acids)
Biological process (GO): cytochrome c-heme linkage
Cellular component (GO): mitochondrion
Molecular function (GO): holocytochrome-c synthase activity
Source: RefSeq, a predicted model, not a curated record
GGUCUAUCGGCGGCGCGGGGGGUUGUGGGAGCGAGGGCGGUGUUAACCUUGAGCAGAGAGAAUUCGAGAAUCCGGAGGAGGAGGAGGAGCAGUUACUUGAGGCCUUGUCACCCAAAGAAUGGGAGUAUCCACGUCAGCGCUGCCUAACAAUGCGCAAACAGCUUCAGCUACUGUUACGCCACAAGCAACAUUACCUUCAGAAUGUCCUAUGCAUCAAGCCAAGAAGGAAGGUUGUCCAAUUCAUCAGGCAGCUGCAACAACUACCUCAAUAGAGAAUGCAUCUUAUCCUGUGCCUGCACAUCAGGAGAGGGCGUAUGAAUACUUGGAGUGUCCCAUGAAAACAGCUAACAAACCGCAAACAGAAGACGAUAUUGAUCCCAGUAAUAUGAUGCCACCACCUAAUCAGAAGCCAUCACCAGAUCAGCCAUUUCCACUUUCUGUAGCCAGAGAGGAAUCUUCCAUUCCUAGGACUUAUUCAGACAAGCAUUGGGUAUAUCCUUCUGAGCAGAUGUUUUGGAAUGCAAUGGUCAAGAAAGGGUGGCGCUGGCGGAAUGAAGAUAUUACAGCUAAUGAUAUGUCAAACAUUAUUAAGAUCCAUAAUCAGAACAAUGAACAGGCCUGGAAUGAAAUACUCAAGUGGGAAGCACUCCAUGCUAAGGAAUGCCCCUGUGGGCCUACAUUACUCCGCUUUGGGGGAAAAGCUAAGGAAUAUUCACCAAGAGCUCGGAUUCGUUCUUUAAUUGGGUAUGAACUGCCCUUUGAUCGACAUGACUGGAUUGUGAACCGUUGUGGAAGAGAAGUACGAUAUGUGAUUGAUUACUAUGAUGGAGGCGAGAUUGACAAGUCAACGUACCAGUUCACUGCUCUAGAUGUACGUCCUGCUCUGGAUUCCUUUUCUGCAGUGUGGGACAGAAUGAAAGUGGCAUGGUGGCGCUGGACUUCAUAAACUCUAUUUGGAUUGUAGCAUUUAUUGCACAUGAGCCUGUGGAUGUCAUCUUUUAAAUGUUUUAAACUUAAAACUGAAUUAUCUGUAAAGAACAACUGGACAAGCUGCAACCUGCACCUGCCAUUGACCAGAUACCACACCCUUAAAAGUUCUCAACUAUUUAAAACAAUUCUGAUCAUUUUCUGUGCAUACGAUUUGUCAUAUUUCCAGGCUUGAUGUAUGGCUUGUACUGUAUGUUGUGUUGUAUUCAAUACAUUUAGUUCUUGUAAUUGCUUAUGGAAAUAAUCAAUCAAAAUUCAUUUAUUUUGAAGAUAUUGAAGACAUAGUCCAGGGGAAUUACUUUUGUGAGGCCUUACUCUUGAUGCUUCAAUGUAUUAAUUUCAUAAAGUAUUAAACUCGACUAUAUUUGUUUCAGAGUUUGAACAGCUUGAUGGUAUACUGGGAUAAUUGCAACCUUUAGACUUUUCCUGUGCUUUCAAUGCAGUAGUGCUUGAAAUUAUGGUGCAAUGCUAUAUGAGUCCUGUACUUUCUCUUGACUUUAGGACUGAGCAGCAUCACUUUCAAAUGAAGAUGGGAAUAGAUUAAUUAUAGUAAUUUUCCUGAUGUAUCAGAGAGCUGAACGAGUUCUGAAAAAUAAAGAUACAACAGUAAAAUUUUACAUACCUUAGUUUCUCUGUUAGAAUGGGAAGUAAAAACUACUUUUGCUGGUCUUCCUUGAUGUAUUGUGCUUUUUUUUUGGCAUUCAGUAUUUUCUUAAUGACAGGCAACAGACUUGAUACUAUAAAAUAGAUUUUCCCAUUACUUGCUUAACUACAGAGGAUAUUGAAGAGGUUUCAGAAUGUGAGGGUUACUAGUCUGAAGUAGCAUAGUCACAACCAUAAGGUGACAACCAAAAUUCUAAUUUGUGUAUUCCAUAACCAAUAGUCUAUGUUAGCAAAUCGGUCAAGGUCACAAUUAUGCUGAAGUUUUGACUUUUUUGUUUAUUAUUGCCCAAAUUUAUUUGCUGGGAAGAUUCAUGCCUUAGGAACGCUGGCAUACCCUCAUUAUGAAUUUCUGUAAUAAAUAAACUUGCACAGCUGAAAUAAAACCAUUCUUUUCUGAA